Molecule: messenger RNA, 4600 nt
Organism: Polyodon spathula (Mississippi paddlefish)
Lineage: Eukaryota; Metazoa; Chordata; Actinopteri; Acipenseriformes; Polyodontidae
Gene: dct
Product: dopachrome tautomerase
Exons: 8
Coding region: 1414-2973 (519 amino acids)
Biological process (GO): positive regulation of neuroblast proliferation; melanin biosynthetic process from tyrosine; developmental pigmentation
Cellular component (GO): melanosome
Molecular function (GO): dopachrome isomerase activity; oxidoreductase activity
Source: RefSeq, a predicted model, not a curated record
UAGCAUGGGUCAACAUUUAAAAUAUAUAUAGGUCUGUAUUUUUUAUGUUCACAUAAAAAGUAAUAAUACAACUUUUUCUGGCAUUGUACACUGUAGAAACUUUGUUAUUAAAAAAAAAAAAAAAAAAAAAAAAAAAAACACUAAAAAUGUUGCAUUAUUGGCUACUGUAAAAUCAAGAACAUACGUUGUGACAACCAACCCCAGUAUGGGACCGGCGCAUUUCCAACCGUCCAAAUAUCAUAUUUGGAAUAAAGUUAUGCUGAAAUAAAAAAAAAAAAAAAAACAUCAAUUUGUACGUGAAGAGCUAUUCUUCAAUAUAACGAGGAACAGAACCUCGCAGCAUGGCACCAGAUUGAGGAGAAUAAUGAAGAGUAAAAAGUGUCACUACCAGCCCCGGUCUCCCCUACUCGUAUCUGGUUCAUGCCACAAAUAUUCUAAUAAAAAGAAAAAAAUCUAAGAUAUCAGACAGUAAUUAUACUGUCGCUAUAGUAGUCUAUUACUUUAUACCAGGCAAUAGGAGAGAUUGCUCGUCCCUUUAGACAGGUGGGCAGGUAUUUUGUCAACAAAUUGUUGGUUUUAAACGAUAUGCAGUAUGCUUGCAACUAUUUGCGCCCCCAGUAGGUCAGUAUAAACGAAAAAAAAAAAAAAAAAAAAUUAACUUCUGGAAAUAGAGCCACGUGAGUUGUAUAAAAACAUUAUUUAUACUGAUUUUAGAAAAUGUAUGCGUGUAUUUAUUAUGUUUGCAAUAUGGAUGAAUGGGGCAGUAUAACAACAUUACUAUUAAAGUACAAUUAUUACAAACUAUGUAUUUGACAGUAGGUAUAAUCUUAUUACAUCUGGUGACCGUUUGAAUAAACCCAUACACAUUUGCCUUUGUUUCAUUGAACAAAUACUGGCAAUAUUUAAAAACUAAACUGCCUAAAUCGGAAUAGUUUGGAUUUUACAGCAUACUGUAACGUCUGACAACAUUCCCCCCCCUCUGGUUGAAUUGACCAAUAUAUUUGUCUUAUAUACGACCCCCUAAAUACCAGGAUCAUGUGCUUACCACAAGACACGUGUAUGACCUGAUAAUCCAUCUCAUUAGUUCUUUGUGUAAACCGAUAUAAAUACCCCACACAGUGCAGUGAAACCCAAGGACGCAGAAGCAACAGCAUAUGUUUCAAAUAGUUUUAAUUAAUCUGGUGUGUUAAUUACUGCAUGUAGAGAUAUAGUUAAUUUCUAAAGAGAAAUGCAGCUGCGCCAUAUUUAAAUUGAUUUUGCCGACCCUAACUAGAGGAACAAUUCAUUGUUUGUUGAAACCCUAACAAAGUGACUGGAUAAAAAGUUUAUCUGUUAAUUAAAACAACCACACGCGCGCAUAAAAUUAGCGAGGAAUCGAUUUACAACCGUUCUGUUGAAGACAGUGUUUUCCAUAUGCAUGACGCUAUGCAUCGGUUUUUAUUGAGUUUCCUGUUUUUCUCCCUCUCUUCAUGGGUUCUUGUGAGUGCCCAGUUUCCCAGAGUGUGCUCCACUGUUGAAGCGAUUGUUUCCAAACAGUGCUGUCCUCCGCUUAGCUCUGAUACCGAAGACGCGUGUGGAUCUUCAUCGGGACGAGGGAAUUGCGCAAACGUGAGGGUGGACGAGAAGCCUUGGAGUGGACCCUACAGACUACGGAAUGUAGAUGACCGUGAAAGAUGGCCCACGAAAUUCUUCAACCGGACCUGCAGGUGUUUGGGAAACUUUGCUGGAUACAACUGUGGAGAGUGCAAGUUUGGUUGGACUGGUCCCAACUGCGAGCUGAGAAAGCCUCCUGUUGUUCGAAAGAACAUUCAUUCUUUAACUCCAGCUGAGCUGGAGGAGUUUCUUGACGCACUCGAUCGAGCAAAGACAACCACCCACCCUGACUUUGUGGUUGCAACCCAACACUGGCUGGGCGUGCUCGGGCCAAACGGGACCGAUCCACAGGUCACCAAUAUCUCUGUCUAUAAUUACUUUGUGUGGCUGCACUACUACUCUGUUAGAGACACACUGCUGGGGCCUGGACGUCCCUUUAAGGGAAUCGAUUUUUCACACCAAGGGCCUGCCUUCAUUACCUGGCACAGAUACCACCUGCUACAGCUGGAAAGAGAUCUUCAGAAGCUAACUGGAAAUGACAAUUUUGCCAUUCCUUAUUGGAAUUUUGCCACUGGAUCAAAUGAAUGUGAUGUGUGUACAGAUUCGCUUUUAGGAGGAUCACGUUCAGAUGAACCAGACCUGAUCAGUCCUGGCUCAAGAUUCUCAAAGUGGGGGAUUGUUUGCAACAGCCUAGAUGAAUAUAACGAGCUGGUUACUCUGUGUAAUGGAACCAAUGAAGGUGUGCUGAGAAGAAACCCAUUUGAAAGGACCAAUGUUAGUCUUCCAACCAUGGACGAUGUGCAGAGCUGUCUCUCCCUUAGGGAUUUUGAUAGCCCACCUUAUUUUCAGAACUCUACUUUCAGUUUCAGGAAUGCACUUGAAGGGUUUGAUAAACCUGAUGGCGAAUUCGACGCCUCUGUGACAAACCUUCAUAAUCUGGUCCACUCCUUUCUCAAUGGAACCAGCGCUCUGUCCCACUCUGCUGCCAAUGAUCCUAUUUUUGUGGUUCUGCAUGCAUUUACCGAUGCCAUUUUUGAAGAGUGGUUGAAACGGUUUGCUCCAUCCAACUUGGCCUGGCCUGAUGAGCUGGCUCCUAUUGGUCACAACAGAGAUUACAACAUGGUACCAUUUUUUCCUCCAGUAACUAAUGAGGAUCUUUUUGUGACAUCAGAACAACUGGGGUAUUCUUACUCUGUUGAUCUCCCAGGUGAUGCUUCUGCAGCAGCCAUUCUGCUUGGAUCUGUCCUUGGCGGUGCCUUUUUGGGACUUCUCCUUUUACUUCUGCUACUAGGUCUUUCCAUAAAGAGAAGACCAAAACAAGGCUUUGAACCUCUACUAAAAGCAGAGUUCACAAACAGAAAGUAUACUGAAAAAGCUUAGUCCCAUUUUGUAAUUGUAACUAGCAGUUUUUUUUUUUUCUGCAUCCUGUGAAACUAGUGAGGUAACUAAUCUAUAUUAUAUAAUCAUGAAAAAUGUUGAGAAAGUGCAUAAUUUUUACAGAAACCAUUAAGGUGCUGUUUUUGUAAUGUUUUGUAUUAAAUCUUUCAACAAGCAUUUUUUUUUUUUUCUCCACAUUACCUGAACAACCAUAGUCACCUUCGAGCCUAGUAUGGUAUAAUGAACAGCCACAUUAGGAGUGAGCUGUGAUUGCUGUUCUGUAUGUCUAGAUGCUUGACCUCCCAAUGCUGACCCUUUCCAGUUGAGAGUCUGUCCUCCUGAAAAAGAAGUUGGUUUGCUCAUUGGAUGUUGCUGUGAGUUUUAGGCUCUAUUUUGUAACUGGUCCUUGUCUGGAUCUGCUUGCACAGAACCCAUAUGCCCGAGCUGCAUUCCUGCUCAGGAAGGAAGUUAAAUUGUCCAGAGAAUCACAUUAUAUUAGAACACAGAAGUAGCUGAGAUUUACAGGCAGUAUUUUAUUUAUUUUAUUGUUGCAUUUAUAUUUAUAGAGAAAAUAGUCUUUGGAGCAACUGGGGAAUAUACACUCCAAUAGCCAUACCACAAAGUAUCAAAGCUCUUCUAGUAGGGACAUUGCCACCUGGACAGAAGUGGAAUAUAGAGCAAGGAUGGUUGGAGGAGACCAACAAAAAAAUGUUAAUAUCAUGGGUAUUCCGUGUUUGUUUAUUUUUUUUGGUGCCCUAGUGAUAAGUGUUGGCAUACUGUAUUCCUCAGCAAUGAGUUGACUUCCACAGCUCUGUCUUAAUAAAGUUCCACAUGCUUUUGGAACUAGCUUACCUAAGGAACUGCUCUUGUCUUGUUCCUACACUAUAAUUCUCUGAACUUCCAAGGGCCCGUUGACUGUCCACCUAACCUCCUGCUCCUAAGUGAAGGGAAUUAAAAAAGAAAAGACCUGCCAGCAUUUGGAAAAAGCAAUCUGCAUGUCUAGGCAGAGCAGGCUUGCGUAGAGGGGAUCCCUCCCCUAUGCUUAAAUAGUAGAAAGGAUUGGAAAUGUUUAGUGUACUAAUUAAAUACUGUAUUAUGUCAAAUUAAUGCACAACUCUGGCUAUGUCCAUGCGACGCCCCCCAAAGAGACUGCAGCCUCAAUCCACAGUGUAAUACAAAGUAAUGUACACACACCUUACUAAGCAAAUUUUAUUUAAUGGUACAGUCCUGACAGUCAACCCAAGAACUACUUACAGGCACAGCAGUCCUUCAUGUCCCUUUUUUUAAUUUUUCUUUUUUUUUUUUUUCCCCCCCAAGCAGAGUUCAGUGCCAACACAGCAGGGUAUAAAACAAGGGCUUUUUACCUUGUCCUCAGCUUGGAUGAUGAAAACUUAAACUCAGAGGAACUUAGAGCUUUGCUGGUCACUAAGUGCUAUUUUCAAAGCUGGCUGAAGAUAUCUUCUUGUAGGGGGUUUAGUUUUAUUUUUCUUAUUCAAUUGGAAUAUUACUCAGUCCUCUACAAUUUACAUAAAAAAUGGCCUAUCAUUUAAGAAGAUUUAGUUUGUUUCUCUUAGAGAAAUUACAAACAAGCACAUAAAUUACAAUGAGAAAAAAAUAACCAAGUAGGAUA